CUCGGCUGUUCUUCGGCAAGCCAAGAACUGAAUUUUCCAUCAUCUUCAUUCGCUCUGUCCCCUCUGGAAUGUCCGAGCGAAUUCUCCAAGCCUUUAACGGUCAACUGAAUCCGUCAUUUCUCAUGGAGCGUCUCCACCGGUAAUUCCUCCAACCGGUUUAGACUGCCGCGUUUGCGCACCCCCUCCGUACGGAAGCUGGGAUUUCCGGGGGCUCCCCACGUUUCCAUGCUGGGGGAAUAUGGGGAAGACAAACCGGGGGAUGAUUGUCUACGCAAAUGAUUGGCGGACGUAGAGAUUUUUCUCCUGAGUUUGUCCGUCGAGUCGGGAGUAUAUAAAGGGUGACGGCCACAGCAAGGACGUUCCUCUGAAGCGAAUCUCAUCCAGGCCAGGCAUCUAUAGAUUCCCUUCUAUACUCAUGCCCAUCAUGCGCUCGCUCACUUGGCUCGCCACCCUGGCAUCCCUCCACACUACCUUUGCCUCCCCACUCGCCUCAAACCCGUCGUCCAAUAGUCACAAUUCCAAGAACAAUGGCUACAUGAACUGGCGCACCUUCACCGGCUAUGGCGUCAACCUGGGAGGCUGGCUCGAACAGGAAUCUACGAUCGACACCCGCUGGUGGGCUACCUACGGCACCAAUGCCUCCGACGAGUGGACGAUCUGUGCCAACCUCGGUUCCGCCUGCUCUCGCGUUUUCGAGCAGCGCUACGAAACCUACAUCACCCCAGCGGACAUCGACACCCUUGCCUCGGCCGGUGUCUCCAUCCUACGCAUCCCAACUACCUACGCUGCCUGGGUACGCGUGCCAGGCUCGCAGAUGUACUCGGGCAACCAGCAGAAGCACCUGCGCCGUAUCACGGAGCACGCUACCAAAAAGCACGGCAUGCACGUCGUCCUCGAUCUCCACUCGCUGCCCGGCGGCACCAACGGACUCGACAUCGGCGAGAAGGUUGGGAACUGGGGGUGGUGGAACAACGAGACCGCAUUGGAGUGGUCACUUCGCGCGGUCGAUGCGGUUGCUGCCUUUGUGCAGUCCUCCAGCAGCCCGCAGAGCUACAGUAUCGAGCCUAUCAACGAGCCCGCGGAUAACGAAGAUCUCUCGGUGUUUGGCACAGCUGCCGCGUUAACCGACGACGGAGCUGUCUGGUUGCUGAAGUACUUCAACGCUGUCAUUGCGCACGUCAAGAAGAUCAAUGCCAAGAUUCCCGUUAUGUUGCAGGGUAGCUUUAAGACGGAGCAGUACUGGUCGCCUCACUUCGAUGCUUCGGAGAACAUCGUGUUCGACCUGCAUCAUUACUAUUUCCAAUACCCCGAGGCGACGAGUGCGAACGUAACUGAGUAUAUCUGCAAGGAUGCGAAGCAGUCCGCCGGCGAUGGCAAAUUCCCCACGUUCGUGGGUGAGUGGGCCAUGCAGACUGGUGGUGAGAAUGAGCUUGGUCUGCGGAAGCAGAAUCUGCACGCUGGAUUGUCGGCGUGGGCGCAGUACACUCGUGGCAGUUCGUAUUGGAAUGCCAAGUUUGAGAGCAACGCUACUAUUGUCGGAGAGGGUGUGAAGCAGGAUUAUUGGAGCUUUGAGGAGUAUAUUGCGGAUGGAUUUUUGAAGGGAAAUGUUCUGGUCAAGGAUUACUGCAAAUAG
Molecule: messenger RNA, 1633 nt
Organism: Penicillium brasilianum
Lineage: Eukaryota; Fungi; Ascomycota; Eurotiomycetes; Eurotiales; Aspergillaceae
Source: the annotation of a GenBank genome assembly